Molecule: messenger RNA, 688 nt
Organism: Zophobas morio
Lineage: Eukaryota; Metazoa; Arthropoda; Insecta; Coleoptera; Tenebrionidae
Exons: 3
Coding region: 122-640 (172 amino acids)
Source: RefSeq, a predicted model, not a curated record
AUAUUGUUAGAGCAAAAUUUUUAACUCAAAGUGCUUGAUCAGAAUAAUGUGUGUUUGUAAUUAUUAACUAAAUAGCAGUUUGGAUCUUCUCUAACUUUUGUAAAGUAUUCUCACACUUCAGAUGGACAAUAUGGAAUUUCUGUACCUAACCGUAAUGACCUUUUUUUGUAUUGGCAUUGGCAAACCUGAUUCGGAAGACAACAUAAAAUAUAUCAUGGACGUGGCGAUUACACAUUUCGGGUUUAGAGACACUAAAGACCUAAAUCUACCUUCUAAACAAGAUACCGAAAACAGUCACCCCCAUUCCUUUAAUUUAACUAACGAUGGUUCUGGAAAUUAUUAUUUUCAGUUUGAUACGGCCGAUAUAGAACGCUUCGAAAUUGGCGAACUGAAAAAUGCAGGAACGGAAAAUGAAAUUCAGGUUGUUAGAGGCCAGUACCUGGAUCGAUCCGUCAAUGAGGAUGGUGCGUUAGUUGUUCGAAAAAUCGGUUACAUUGCGGAUGAAAACGGUUAUCGUCCUUUUCUCAUAUCCAUACAGUUUCUGCUAUCUGUUGCUGAUACACCUGGUGGACCAAAAGGACCCAAAUCAGAUAUAUCGUCGGCUGCCUUGGGCAGCUUAGUUGGUGGUGGUCUAGGGUAGAUUUAAGCUGCGGUCAAACUUCAGUCAGUUUUUAUUUCAUGAACAUAA